GUCCCGGAUGUUGGCUCGGCCGCCGAGAGAAAGGCGAACGGGAGAAGGUGGAGAGAAGCUGAAGAGGGACGCCACGGCACCGCGAGCACACCGGCGAAGCAACGGCUACGGCGCUUCUUUGCACAGGACGAUAACGUCAAGAGCACAGGACACUCCUGGGGAGCCCCCGCUAGCUGGAGAAGAGGAGGUGGAAGGAAGGGGAGGGGGCAGUUACUCUGAAACUACCGUCAGGAUUACAGAGAGCCACCGUCACAGCAGCUUUCACCCAGAAGUUGACCUACAGAAGACGUCAUGCUGAAGUCUUGAGCUGAGGGAGACUUCAUCCUCAACCUGUCACUCGUCUCUUGUUUGUUAUUCCACACCGGGUCCACUCUCCAUCAGUCACCGAGUACCAACACCAACAACCACCGCCUCCACCUUUUCCCCUACCCCCCCUGCCCAGCCUGCCGUCACCAUGACGUCGGAGCUGGAGAGCAGCCUGACCUCCAUGGAUUGGCUUCCACAGCUGACCAUGCAGGCGGCCAUCCGCAAGGCGGACGCCCAGAAUGCCCACGGUCCAGGCAUGGGCAAGAAGAGUACCCUACUGGAUCCUAACACCACGUUGGACCAGGAGGAGGUGCAGCAGCACAAGGACGGCAAGCCGCCCUACAGCUAUGCCAGCCUCAUCACGUUUGCCAUCAACAGCUCGCCAAAGAAGAAGAUGACACUGAGCGAGAUCUACCAGUGGAUCUGUGAUAACUUUCCCUACUACAGGGAGGCGGGCAGCGGAUGGAAGAACUCAAUAAGGCACAAUCUGUCAUUGAACAAUUGUUUUCUCAAAGUGCCUCGCUCCAAAGAUGACCCAGGAAAGGGCUCUUACUGGGCCAUUGACACCAACCCAAAGGAGGACGCCUUGCCCACUCGGCCAAAGAAGAGGCCGCGGUCUGGAGAGCGGGCUUCCACGCCGUACAGCCUGGAGUCGGAGUCUUUGGGGAUGGAGUGUAUGAUCUCUGGAAGUGCCUCUCCAACACUGGCAAUCAACACUGUGACUAACAAGGUGGCGUUGUACAACACAGACCAGGAAGGGAGCGAUAGUCCAAGAAGCAGCCUUAACAACAGCCUGUCUGAUCAGAGUCUGGCCUCCGUCAAUCUCAACAGUGUGGGCAGUGUGCACAGCUAUACACCGGUGACCAGUCACCCAGAGCCCGUGUCCCAGUCUAUGAGCCUCCAGCAGCCCCCACAGUCCCAGUACAACAUGCCAGACAGGGACAAGCAGCUCCUGUUUUCUGAAUUUGAAGAUCUCAGUGCCUCCUUCCGCAGCCUUUACAAGUCUGUUUUUGAGCAGUCCUUCAGCCAACAAGGUCUGAUGGGCAUACCGUCAGAUUCCUCCCAGCAGACCCACACCUCCUGCUCCUAUCAGCACUCCCCCAGUGGCACCAUUAGCACUCAGAACAGCCUGUCAAACAACCAACCCAACAACCACCCCAACAGCCACUCCGCCAACAGUGGCCAGGUGCCCCUGUCCCAUCCUGCCCAAGCCCACCCUGGCCAUGGCUCGCCGCAUGCACAGCACCUCCCGCAGCACGGCGGCCCCCACAACCAACACAACCAACACAACCAACACAGCCAACACGCCCAGCACAGCCAACACAGUCAGCACCCACAGCACGCCCAGCACGCUGCACACUCCCAGCAUGGGCAGCACCCAUCGCAGCACCCGUCCCACGGCCAGCACCCACAGCAACACACGCCACACCCCUCCCAACACACGCAGCACAGCCAGCACCCUUCUCAACACGGACAGCAGCACCAGAGCCUCUCCCACCAGCCCCAUCCUACCCAGCAACAGAUGGCCUGCAACACAGGUUUACUGUCUGACUGGUACCCAAAUCUGGAUGCACUGAAAGAAAGCUGUCGUAUUGCUAGCAGCUAUAACUGGGCUGAUGUCGACCUUUCACCUUUCCAAGGAUUGAGGGAGAGUAUGAGACAAGCGGAGUUGAACAACUGGUCCCUGGAGCCCACCCAGAUCGCCGACCUCUGCUCGUCCAUCAAUCAGUUUUUUGCCCGCACCGGUGUAAUCCAGCCACAAGGGGCAGUGCAGCCUCCUGUUUGUCAUGGCUCCAUGCACCCCAACAAACCCAGCCAGCACCUCAACACAGGAAAUCUCUACAUGGACACCAGACAGAGUAUGUCCAUGAUGGGUCCUCCAGGAUAUCCCCACAUGCCCCCCAUGAGCAGCACAGGACCCACAAUGACAGGACACCAUGCACAGAUGAACCAGCAGCACAUGAUACCUACCAGAAACUUCCAGAUACAUCGCAUGCCAGCUGAUGACAUCCAGGAUGACUUUGAUUGGGACUCCAUUGUCUAAGCCCCUAGACCUCCUUUUGCAAAACAAAAGGGAGCGAGGAGAGGAGGUGGAAGCCAGAGGAAGCCAGGCUGAGCUGAAAGGCCGCAGGAGGAGGAGGAGGAGGAAGCCACUGUGGGUGGGAUGCAGAAGAACAUUUGACAAGCUUUGGAGAAAGACAGACUUCAGAGUCCUGACAUUUUUACAAAAGCAAAACAUAACUAGAAAAUGUUACUUUGAAGACAAUCAUAUUUAGUCGGACAUGUUAAAGUGAUUGCUUAUGUGCUUGUCUAGAGACAAGUAGAACACAUUCACGUCUAAACCACAUGCUCCUCAGCUCCUCAGCCAGCCCUCUCCCCGUCCCUAGCCAGCAGCCUUCCAAAGUCUGAACCCCUCCAACCCCCCCCC
Messenger RNA from Epinephelus lanceolatus (giant grouper), 2734 nucleotides. RefSeq names its product forkhead box J3 (gene foxj3). Gene Ontology annotation, cellular component: nucleus. Gene Ontology annotation, molecular function: DNA-binding transcription factor activity, RNA polymerase II-specific; RNA polymerase II cis-regulatory region sequence-specific DNA binding. Gene Ontology annotation, biological process: regulation of transcription by RNA polymerase II. Lineage: Eukaryota; Metazoa; Chordata; Actinopteri; Perciformes; Serranidae. The record is from RefSeq and is a predicted model, not a curated record.